This is a messenger RNA of Triticum aestivum (bread wheat), 1692 nucleotides long. Its product is annotated as protein TRANSPARENT TESTA 1. Gene Ontology annotation, molecular function: DNA-binding transcription factor activity. The record is from RefSeq and is a predicted model, not a curated record. The coding region runs from base 184 to 1287 and encodes 367 amino acids. The transcript has 2 exons. NCBI's taxonomy places the organism in Eukaryota, Viridiplantae, Streptophyta, Magnoliopsida, Poales, Poaceae. Gene Ontology annotation, biological process: regulation of gene expression; anatomical structure development. Gene Ontology annotation, cellular component: nucleus.
UGGGCGCACAUUGACAUUAGGCUGCUGCUGCCAUUCCUUCCUCUUUCCCCUCCUUCCACAUCCCAGUCUUCUCCACCCACGCCACCAAACCCCCGAGAUCACGCGAGCUAUAUAUACUGCAUAUUCUCCCGGCCCUGCAAAGCGAGGCCUCUAUUACUUACUGAUAUCCCCGCCGAAAUCAAGAUGGGGCUGCGGACCUGCGGCGCCAUGGAAGGCGAGCACGUUGUCGCCUCGCCUUUCUUCGAGUGGUUGAAGCCGCCGCCGGCGUCGCCGUCCUCGUCGAGAUCGUCGUCGACUUUCUCGUCCUCCUCGUCGUCUAUGGCGUCUGGGCACCAAGAGGAUCGCAGCAGCGUGGCAUGCUUGCCCCUGCUCCGCAUGCUCGAGGAGGGGAAGGGGGCUGGUGGUGACCAUGAUCACCCUGCACCUCCAGUCAAGGAAGAGAUCAUGGGCAGCGGCGCGGCCGAGGUGCUGGGGCCUGGCGUGGAUCUGAAUAUCGGCUUGCCGGUUGGUGGAUCUUGCGAUGAUGACAUCAUGGAGGAGGAGAGCCAGGAGGAAGAUGAUGACCACGACUGUGACGAAGAGGAGGAGGAAGAGAUGGAUGAGUUGGAACCUAACCAUGGCGGUUGCAAGGUGGAGGCAGAGGAGAAAGAGAAGCACGGCGAGCCGGUGGUCUCGGUGGAAGGAUCAAACAGCGUCAGCAUGCCGGAAUUCGGCGUGCUCGGAGCAGAGAGCGGCGUGCCCAUGAGCUGCGGGUACUGGAUCCCGACGCCGGCGCAGAUCCUCGUCGGCCCGGUGCAGUUUGUCUGCCAUGUCUGUAACAAGAGCUUCAACAGAUACAAUAACAUGCAGAUGCACAUGUGGGGCCACGGGCGCGAGUACCGCAAGGGCCCGGAGUCGCUCAAGGGCACGCAGACGCUGGCGCUCCUGAAGCUGCCGUGCUACUGCUGCGCCGCCGGGUGCCGGAACAGCGUGGCCCACCCGCGCGCGCGGCCGCUCAAGGACUUCCGCACCCUGCAGACGCACUACAAGCGCAAGCACGGCGCCAGGCCCUUCCGCUGCCGCCGCUGCGCCAAGCCCUUCGCCGUCAAGGGCGACUGGCGCACGCACGAGAAGAACUGCGGCAAGCGCUGGUUCUGCGCCUGCGGCUCCGACUUCAAGCACAAGCGCUCGCUCAACGACCACGUCCGCUCAUUCGGCGGCGACCACCUCCCCGUCGCCCUCGACGGCGCCCCCGCCCCCGCCCCCGCCCCCGUCGAGGACCGCCGCAUCAUACGCUUCCAACGGUGAGAUCGUACGUCGACCGAGCUAGCUGAUCGUACUACAUAGAUCAUAUAUAUGCAUGCAUGCAUGCAGUGCAUGCUAGGGUGCAUGCAGGAGGAGCAACGAGGUAAGUGAUAGCGCAAUAAGGGGGUUCUCGACCAGUUGCUAAAAGCUGUGAAGUAGCUGAAUUUUCUUCAGCCGGACUGUGGGAGCUGCAGGCAGUGCUAUUAGCUAGGCUGUCAAUGCAGCUUUGUAAUGGAGAAAAUUUAUCAGCUUCACAGGCUAACUAAACUGGUAUUUGGACCUAGUACUGUAUACAUAGCAUUUUGAACAUGAGACAUAGCAAUUUAUGAGUACGUACAGAACGUUUAUUGCCUACUGUAAUCGCUGAAGUUUUUGAAAUUUUCAUUACUGCCAUCCCCUGUCUGUUAA